CCCUGAACAACGCCCGCAAUCAACUGCUGGCGACUUUCCAGCACACUGUAUUUUACUACUAGGUUAGUAUUCAAGUUUGAAAAAGACCAUCAAACACGACUAUAAACAUCCAUUCCACAAUGCCCCUUAGACUGUUACUAUUGUUACCAGAUACUUGAUACCAGAUACCCACUACCCAACUUUGCAUUUUUCUAAAUUCAAUUCAAUCGCAGACUUGAGUUACUCCCACGAAAAUCGAAGCCUUCUCGUUUUACAUAUGGCGUCUUUAGUUUGGAAUCGUUUCGUCGUUACGAUAACGACCUCUGAAUGCAGGAGGGUUUUGGGAUGGUUGAGGGGCAUUGGCAACGAUGGUCGAUUAACCGUUCGCGUCGUCAAAGAUUAGUACAAGUGCAGAUGGCGCUGUUAGAUAAGGCGCAACAAAUGUUGCCAUCGCCUCAGUGGUCAUAACGAACCAAAGCUCUUCCCUCUUUAGACUAAAUUGCAGUCUGCUUCCAUCUUGUGGUCUCCCCAGUAGAAGUUCCCCCAAUAUGCAAACACAAUUGCUGACAAUGACAACUACACUGACACUGGCACUGACAACCAAUUACGAUAUUACCCAAGUUGGUCCAAAAAGUUCAGAAGCCACAAAAUGAGCAAGCCAUUGAUCCCAUUGAUACUAGUACUAUUGCUGGAGGUGUUUGUGCUUGCACCCUCAAAAGGGACGUCUAACGACCAGUAUAACGACGACUAUAACGACGAUAUUUUCCUUUUGGGUGCCACUCCCGAAAAGGUCCAAAUACGCGAUGAUCUACCCGUGCAGGACGCGCGGAUUCUUCGCGAUACCAAACCGGAAGUGACGAAUAUGACAACUACCAGCAUCACGAAUGCAGAUGCGAUGAAUAAAACCAACACACAAGGAGAUGGAGGAGAUGUGGGUGGGCAGGAAUGGAUAGAGGAAGCCAUAAAAGACAUCGCAUACUAUCUGCGCGCACACAAGUUCAACGAGUACGAUCGUAGAUAUGAGUCGAACGGCACAUUAGCACCCCGCACCUACCACCGUGAAUAUCCCCGACCCGCACUUCGGAGUCUACACUGGGAGGUGCAUAAGUUUUGCGAUGAAUCUUUCCUUGCAUGCGUCAAGUACCUUUGGAAGCGUGCGCAAGGAGCAGACCUGCGUCGAGGAGACGACACGUCCGUUGUGAUUCAAGAGCAACGAUGGCGGAUGGACGUAGAUCGUGAUCGUAUUGAUAUGGUCGAGGCAGAAUGCCAAAAGCUGAAGCGGCGCGAUGACAUCUUAGCUGAUCCCUUCCAAGGACCACUUGAACGGUUUCAAUGGCGGACCACUGCUGCGUAUUUCAUGUGUUGGUAUACAAUGAACGAAGUGGAACACCUUAGACACAUCUCAGAAAACUGUGAUAAUUUCUCCAAUUGUUUAGGGGAAUCAAAACAACCUCGGAAUCAUGACCCACGAGCAAAUGACGAUGAACCUUUCUCUUGUGCCUUGUAUAGUUUUUGUCCGGAUGUCUGCUGUUAUGAGAAACACGUUGAUAAUUUACGCAGUUGUUGGGAGAUGCCGAAAUCCAAUCCUUGCUAUUCUGCAUCUCCCGCAGAACAAAGACAAUGCGUUAUGAAUCGAAGUGAGAACCUGGACUUUACUUCGGGGAUAUUAAACCAUUGGAAUGUGAGCUGCACGUGUCCGCAGGUCGGCUACGUGUGGGAUUCCAGUUAUGGCAUUUGUGUGGACGUCGACGAAUGUCUGCGAGGUGAACACAAGUGCGACGUGCAUCGUGGCGAAGCCUGUCUGAACACGCUCGGCGGUUUCAAGUGCGUGUGCAAAUGGGGGCACACGUGGAGCAAUCAGGAGCAAAAGUGUCAGCAAAACGAAGCCGUAGCUCAAAUCAAAUUGAUCGCCUUAAAGAUGUUAGCAAAAAAAACCUCUGAAGAAGAUUUUGAAAAGUCUUAUCUACGCAAAUUCUAUAAAUUUAUCGUGAAAAAAAUUUAUUCUACAUCUGCGUCUAAUUCCAUCAAUUACGAUCGUAAUUUCUACAAUUACUUAAUUGUGAUAUUUACGAGUGUAAUUCUGUAAUUAUGACGAUGAAUGCGAGCGCGGAAUUGUUUUGCUGAACGUGACAAGCAAUUGAAAUCAUAAUGCGUCGGCGUGUCGGCAAAGUGCCGGUAUUAUUA
This is a messenger RNA of Dalotia coriaria, 2163 nucleotides long. RefSeq lists its product as uncharacterized. Gene Ontology annotation, molecular function: calcium ion binding. The coding region runs from base 629 to 2065 and encodes 478 amino acids. Lineage: Eukaryota; Metazoa; Arthropoda; Insecta; Coleoptera; Staphylinidae. The transcript has a single exon. The record is from RefSeq and is a predicted model, not a curated record.